AUGUCGUCACCACCAAGACAAUUAGAGCUAGAAGAAUUUCGUAAAAGAACUUUACGCUUAAUGGAAGCUUUUGUUUAUGAUUUUAUGAAAAAAAAUGACUGUGAAGAUUCUGCAAGAACUUAUUACAACGAAAAAAAUCUAGAAAAUUGGCCUCCGCCUUGGUUAGCUCACAAUUUUCCCAAUGGACUUGCCUCAAAUAAUAUUAACAAAAACACCAACACCACCACCGUAUCUGAUAACUAUACACCAUCAUCACCUUCAACCACAACAACUAUUACACCAACUACUACAACUAGUAAUAAUAAUCUUGAUAACAAUACUCGGGAAUUCUCAACAACAGCGACAAUGAUUAAUCAAGAAUUUGAUAAUUCAAAUUUUAACAAGUCGACUUUUUCUUCCCUCGGAAACAAUAGUUAUGUUAACACUAGAAUUAACAAUAAUGGUUGUCUAAAAACAUCUGAUCUUGAUGAUUUGUUUGGUUUAAAUUUGAAAUCUGGUUUUUCUGAGCAUGAGAAUAAUCAACAAUAUCUUGAUGAUAAUAAUGAUAUUAAGAUGGAAGAAAAGGAUUUAUUAAAUAUCAAGUGUGAGUUUGAUUCAGAUAACAAUAACAACGAAAAUAGUGAUGAUGGUAAUGUGGAUGUUAGACAAUUAUAUUUUUCUACUUCUUCACCUUCGAUUUCAUCAUCUACAUCACCAACAAUAACAUCUUCUGCUCCUUUAUCUCGAACAAGAAUUAUGAACAUGGAUCAUAAUCAAAAUCAGCAAAAGUUUGAUCAUGAUGAUAAAUUUUCACCACAACAAAAGGAUAGUAAUAAAGGUCAGGGUCGAAAUAAUCAAGAUAAUGACUCACCACUAACUAAUUAUAAACAACUUCCAGACUUAUCAUUGCCGUUAGACGUUCCAGAAGGUUUUCUUACUGAAUGGUUUUUAACAUUUUGGGAAGCUUAUAAAUCAACUCAUGAAAGUAUUGUUGGAAAGCAUAUCUAA
Molecule: messenger RNA, 987 nt
Organism: Entrophospora candida
Lineage: Eukaryota; Fungi; Glomeromycota; Glomeromycetes; Entrophosporales; Entrophosporaceae
Source: the annotation of a GenBank genome assembly